AUUCACUUUGUAUCAUGACAAUAUUGGCUUAGCCUGCUCGGCCAUAUCACCAUCAGUAGCAGCAUGUGGUUUUGGAAAAAGCGAUAUAAAACGCUCGAGAUCCUUUCCGUAGAAGAACAGUAUCCAGCAAAUACCUUCCAGAUAACUUUCCAGACAUAAUACUCAAGCGGGCUCCUAGUCAACAAACGAAACUCAAAAUGAAGUUCGCAACUGUGCUCUCCCUCGGCCUUGUCGGCACUGCUUUUGCCUUUCCCAGCACUCCCGUCAAGCGCGAGGCAUCCCUUGUGCAGCGGGACUAUCCUACCAUAUCUUCUGCAAUCGCUGAUAUCCAGAGCAAGACAUCUGCCCUGGAUACUCAGGUCAAGAACUACCAGACAACCGCCAACAGCGCCGCGGUCCAGUCUGCAUCCGACAACGUCCUCGCUUCAAUCAACAACGGCAAUAGCAAGAUUGCCGCCGGCACCAGUGUCACUCUGGCAGAAGCUUACCAGAUUGGGAACCAGGUCGAUGGCUUGACAAAGGUAUAUCAACUCACCAUACAUAGGAGAUGGGAGAAUUGCGGCUAACCGGGACAUAAAGGUUGUCAACGGGACCGUCGACGACGCGAUCGCGAAGAAGGCAACAUUUGUCAAGAACAAGGAUGGCGGCAAAGUGUACAAGGCAUUCAAUGACCAGAAAGCCGCUGCCACCAAGCUGGGAGCGACCAUAAAAUCCAAGGUGCCUGAUUCGGCGAAGAACCUGGCCGACCAGAAAACUAAGGCCAUCGUUGAUGCGCUCAACCGUGGUGUUUCUGCUUUCCAGGAUCAAGCCAAUGCUUAGAGUAUUUGUCUUGUGUCUGUCUCUGAUGACAGUGGACAUCUGGUCUAGGAAUCAUCACAGGAACGAGCUGA
Molecule: messenger RNA, 890 nt
Organism: Pseudovirgaria hyperparasitica
Lineage: Eukaryota; Fungi; Ascomycota; Dothideomycetes; Acrospermales; Acrospermaceae
Exons: 1
Coding region: 198-566 (122 amino acids)
Cellular component (GO): extracellular region
Source: RefSeq, a predicted model, not a curated record